This is a messenger RNA of Cimex lectularius (bed bug), 611 nucleotides long. RefSeq names its product reactive oxygen species modulator 1. Gene Ontology annotation, biological process: protein insertion into mitochondrial inner membrane; protein import into mitochondrial matrix. The coding region runs from base 269 to 508 and encodes 79 amino acids. NCBI's taxonomy places the organism in Eukaryota, Metazoa, Arthropoda, Insecta, Hemiptera, Cimicidae. The record is from RefSeq and is a predicted model, not a curated record. Gene Ontology annotation, cellular component: TIM23 mitochondrial import inner membrane translocase complex. The transcript has 2 exons.
AUUUUUUUCUAUAGUUGUAUGGUAUACACAAAAGGGGACAAAUAAAAUAAAAUAGAGAAGGCUUUGGGCGGAGUCUUGCAAAAGUUAUGGUCCGUUGAAAGGUUAUCCAUCCAUUCGUAGAAGGUUGCAUUACACAGAUAACAGAUCAAAAUUACGAUUUCCCUUUAGCGAGGCCGAGAUCAGUCGAAAUUCCGUAUUUGGCCGUUUUGACAGUUGGGAGGAGGCGUUUAUUUCGGAAUUAAAGACAGCUCCGAGUAACUCGAGGAAAAUGCCAGUCGGUGUCGGUGGAAGUUACCAUCACGGCCCUAGUUGCUGGGACAGGAUCAGGAUGGGCUUCGUUAUCGGUUUCUGCGUCGGGAUGGCCUCCGGUGCCCUGUUCGGCGGGUUUGGAGCCCUCAGAUAUGGUUUAAGAGGACGGGAGCUUGUUAACAAUGUUGGAAAGACAAUGCUUCAGGGAGGAGGGACAUUUGGCACAUUCAUGGCCAUUGGAAGCGGAAUUAGAUGUUGAUUGCUUUAUGAGGAAGAAAAUGCUGGGUGAAAGACAAAUUUUCGAAAUGAGAAGCAUAGAAAGCAAAAAAAAAAAAAAAAAUAGAAAAGUUCUUUAGAUUAAA